Cylas formicarius (sweet potato weevil) is the source of this 2315-nucleotide messenger RNA. RefSeq names its product interferon-inducible double-stranded RNA-dependent protein kinase activator A homolog. The record is from RefSeq and is a predicted model, not a curated record. NCBI's taxonomy places the organism in Eukaryota, Metazoa, Arthropoda, Insecta, Coleoptera, Brentidae. The transcript has 4 exons. Bases 118 to 978 code for a protein of 286 amino acids.
UACAUAUAGAUCAUUCUAUGGGUAGCAUAUUCUGAUAAAGUUGAAAGGUGGUUCCCCUAUUACGAGUAUCAAUAUUUCAAUGUUUUGCUAAUAGUCACAAAUAAACAAACAAUAAGAAUGUUUAAGUCUGCUGUGUCUAUUUUGCAAGAGUUCUCGCAGUUGAAACAUUUACCUUUUCCGGAAUAUAAUACGUUAGAUGUAAUCGGCGAAAGCCCCAAUCAAUCCUUCAAGUGCGAAGUGAGAGUGGAGGAUAAAGUGUUUGUGGGUGUGGGGCGAACCAAAAAGGAUGCAAAGGCCAACUCUGCUGAAAAUGCUUUAAGUUUUUUUAAAAUUUCCAACUCAAAUCCUAGGUCCCACAACAUUGAUGAGAAGAAAGGCCCACAGAUCAAUUAUGUAGGGCAAUUAAAUGAAUUUUCUUCAAUCAACAAGUUUCCACCACCCUCCUAUCUUGAUGACUUAGCUGUUGAAACACAGUUUUCUAUCAAGUGCUGCUUUGCUGGUUUUAAUUCACAAGGGUUGGGCUCUACAAAGAAGAUUGCUAAGCAAAAUGCAGCCAAAAGGAUGAUGAGUUUAGUUACUGGAAACAAGCUUCAGCCAUGUAAGGUUAACAUUCCUAUAAGAGAAGAUGUUAAAAUAGAAAACUAUGAGAAAGUUAUUUCCAAAUAUCUAGAACUUUCAAAAAUAAGUACAAAUAAUAAAAAAAAAAUGGAGAAGUCACUUGAGGAGGAGGUGAUGCAAUUUGCUGAAAUUGAGAUAAAUACCUGGGAUAAAUUAACUGAUGAAUUGACUAAAAGAGGCUUUCCUCAUGAACUUGAACUUAUUCAGUCAAACCCCUUCAUGUAUUCAUUGAAAAUAAAUGAAACGUACAUCUUUAGUUUUGGUGAUGCAAAGCAAAAAGCAAUGCAGAGUCUUAUUUGUCAGACGGUGGAGAUGCUUUUAAAUGGCUUUAAAUUUACAUUGUUCAAUUCAUUUAAUUGAAGAAAAUUGUAAUAACUUGUAAAGUAUUUAAUAGAUAUAUAUUGACAUGUAUAUAAUUAAAUAAAUUUUAUAUAUAUACAAAUAUAGUUUUUAUAUUGAUGUAUAUUAAAUAGUGCUAUUUGACUAGUUUUUGAACUCGAGCUGUAAUUUUUAAAUGUUUAUAUAAUUUAUGUAAUUUAAACUGCUUUCAUACAUAUUAAGAAACAAAAUAAAUGUUGCCUAUAUAGAGAAUAAAACAAAAGCAAUAAAAUAUUUCAGUUUGUUUUCCGUUAUUUUCAAUUGUACUUUAAGUUUAAAAUGAAACACAAGUUAAGAAACUGAAAACCCACCAUUGAGAUAUGCUUGUGUUUGAGAUCCAAGGUGGUCAUAAACUAAGAUAAAAAUAUGCAUAUUUUAUUGUCUAAACUUCAAUAAAUAAAACUAUAAAAUUUAUAAAUGAAAUUAACAAAAAUGAAAUUUCCACAAAAUUUUAGUUCUCAACCACUGAAUCUAAAACUAAAAGCAACAAACAUUAAAAAGCAAAUACAAUUUUUUACCACAAUAAUUACUAAAAGAUUAAAAAAUGAAUAUAUAAUAUGUAAAUAUUUACUAUCUCCAUUGCGCGCCCACGUUCUAAAAACAAAUUAUAGCAUAUAAGUGGGUCAACAAAUAUUCGUCUAUAAAAGAUGAAAACAGAGUUGCACUGGUGAGUCACUUUUUUAAUUUGGCUAAUGGUGUUAAAUUUUCGUUUUUUUUUCACAUUUUGUUCAUAUUAAGGCGUAAUUAAACUGAUGGUGACGUAAAACUAAUACUGAAACAAAAUAUUUCACGAGAAUAAGCAAUGGUGGUGAUAGAGAAAAUGCUCAGAACGAGUUUUUUUGAGUAUUCGGAUGUGUUAAACUCAUGGUACCGAAAUCACCGAAAUCAUUACAUUAAUACUGAAACAAAUUAUUGGGGUUGGACCUCCCCUUUCCCGGGUUUGAAUGUUCCAACCCUGAUGCGAACGGGCGCUGCACUUUAUAAAAGCGGAGCGCCACGCUCGCUAGUCAGUGUGGCGAAAAGACAAACCGAAGCGGGCAAUUAUAAAUAAUCACUGGAUAUAAAUUGUUACUGCAAUUAUUAGUACUGUAUAUAAUAGUUAUAACUUUUUUAACUUACGGGCUUAUUUUUAUUCAUAAAUAUUGAUCAAUUGAGACCUUACGAGUUGUUUCCCAAAUUCAAACCAACUGUAAAACAUAACAAUUUCAACCACUAACGCAUUUAUAUUUAAUCGAGCAAAAAACCACCACACGAAUUUGCAAUAGAUGAAUAACAGGAAAGCGUCAAAACGCAGCUGAAACUUUAUGGAAUAAUGCGGC